AGGCAAUGUCCUUGGCCCGCACUCGGCGAAAUUCGCUGAAAUGCAUUCCUUUUGUAACCCGCGGCGAGCGCUGCUAACGCGUGGGCAGGCUAAAGGGCUGCCCCAGGGCUUAAGCCACCAUGGUCUCUGAUGCCAUAAAAUGCGCACGGAUGGAGUAAGAUGACCUCUGAUGCCAUAAAAAUGCGCACGGAUAGAGUAAGAUGACCUGGCUGCUCCCGGAUCCACCGCAACUGCGCAACGCGUCCGCCACACCAAUUGCCGGAGCCUGCGUGCGGUUAAGGAACCGACGCGGCCGCUUCUGCCUCCCGUCCGUCGUCGUCAUCGGCGCCAUGCGCGCCGGCACGUCCGCGUUGACCCACUACCUUUUGCAGCACCCUCAUUUAAUUCGGAAUGCCGAUGGCACGGAAGUACAUUACUUCAGCGACCCGUUCGAACCGACGCGAUCGCUCCUGAAGACCUGGCCGACGUACGCCGCGCGGUUUCCCGUGGCCGCGACGACGGUCCAGACCCUCGACAAGACCGCUCAAUACCUCACGGGCAAUAUGGACGCGCUCAGAACAUUAUUACCCCGAGCCCACAUCGUCGCGGUCCUGCGGGAACCGGGCCAGCGCGCCUACAGCGAGUUCUUCCACCACUGCCGCGCAGGCCGCGUCGUCGAGGUCACCAAAAGAGUCGGCCCGCUCCGCGCCGGCGCGGUGUUGCGGGGCGACGCGCUGCGGGGCGGCCGCUUCGCGGCGGCGGCCAUCUGCUACGGCGCGCGCGGGCGGAAGAAGCAGUUAGAUGAAUUGUACAAACUGAGAGAAGAGGAGAACCCCGCCUGGAUCCUUAACAAGGGCACGUACCGCGUCCUCGGGCGCUGCGCCGCGCGGCACUUCGACCGCUUCCUGGCGGCCUCGCCGCCCGAGGGCGAGUGGACGGAACUCGGCGCGGGCCGCUACGCCGACCUCUUACAACCCCUGGGCGGCGCCGUGACCCUCGUCGACGCGGCGGACUUGCGAAGCGACGCGGGCGCCGUCGCGCGGCGGGUCCUCGGAGGGCUGCGCCUCGACGCGGCCCUCUAUCCGCGUCAUCUCGAACCGUACGUGCCGUCCCACGUCGACGCGCCCGAGCCGCUCCUGCCCGCGACGCGCCGGCGCCUCGACGACGUCUACCGGGGCCCGAACGCGGCGCUGCGCCGGCUCGCGCCGGACCUGAAGCUCGUCGGGUGGAGCUAA
Pelagomonas calceolata is the source of this 1214-nucleotide messenger RNA. Lineage: Eukaryota; Pelagophyceae; Pelagomonadales; Pelagomonadaceae. The record is from the annotation of a GenBank genome assembly.